Messenger RNA from Trichoderma gamsii, 2052 nucleotides. RefSeq lists its product as hypothetical. Gene Ontology annotation, biological process: transmembrane transport. Gene Ontology annotation, cellular component: membrane. Lineage: Eukaryota; Fungi; Ascomycota; Sordariomycetes; Hypocreales; Hypocreaceae. The record is from RefSeq and is a predicted model, not a curated record. The transcript is spliced from 11 exons. Gene Ontology annotation, molecular function: myo-inositol:proton symporter activity. The coding region runs from base 1 to 2052 and encodes 683 amino acids.
AUGGCCUCAUCUGGCCGAAACACGCGUGCGUCGACUCGCAAUGACGGGCGAUUCUCUCUUCAAAUGCGAGGUAGACGCUCCAAUGAGAAAGCAAUCAUCGACAAUCCUCUAGCCUAUCUGACGGAUGAAGAAUUGCAACGGGACGUCCGAUCUUUCGUAGAGAACCACAUACCGUCUAUCGCAUACGAAGAUCUUAUACGUGCUGCUCGAGUUGCGAAAGACGCCCGUUUGUAUGAUCAAGUUGCGAGGAAAGAGGGAUACCAUACCGAGUCAGACCUCUUGGUGCAACUCACUGAAGAGGAGAAGGGAGCUCUGCGCCGUGAAAGGGAUGUGCCCUUUAGUGAAAAAGGCAUGCGAAUUGUCAUUCUGACGGUUUCCAUUGCCGCUCUAUUACAAGGCUUCGUUCAAUCAUCUUUCAAUGGUGCUGGGUUGUAUAGACAAGAGUGGGGGCUGGAAGAACACGUCAGGAUCGGCAGUACUGUGAAUUGGAAAUUCGGAGCCGUUAACGCGGUUCCUUUCUUUGUUGCUGCAUGUAUUGGCUGCCCUCUUGCUCUACCAAUCAAUUACUGGUUUGGUAGGCGUGGAGGCAUUUGCGCUGCCGCCAUGUUGAUCUUCGCGAGCUCCAUAGCAGCAGCCUUUUCAGUAUCUUGGUAUUGUCUGCUAGGGGUUAGAGUAUUUAACGGCAUCGGCAUGGGCAUCAAGGCCGUCAGUACGCCAAUCUUGGCCGGAGAGACUGCUGUUGGAUUCUGGCGAGGAUCCGCUAUCCUUUUGUGGCAGCUAUGGGUCGCGUUUGGCAUCAUGAUUGGCUUCGCAUUUAAUCUUCUCUUCACAAAGGCUGAAACGAAACGAACAACACUGGCUCUUAUCAAUGCGGCGCCCAUGGUACCCAGCCUGGCACUCCUGAUUAUCGCCGUAUUCUUUUGCCCCGAAUCUCCUCGAUACCAUCUUACAAAAGGCCCCAACUAUGAUGUCAAAAAGGCCUUCAUAAGCAUGGCCAAGCUGCGAAACACUGAGCUGCAAGCAUUACGGGAUAUGUAUCUUGUGUAUAAGUCGCUCGAAAAUGAGUCUAUGGGUCUAGGGAGCUUAGACGCCAACGCGUUUCGAUCGCCGGGAUUCUUUUGGGUCAUUCGAGAUUUCCUCAGACAGUACAGGCAGCUGUUCCAGCAGAGGCGUUUGUAUAACGCCUUGAUAUCUGCUUCGACGGUGAAUUUGGCCCAACAGCUUUGUGGAAUUAACGUUAUGGCUUUCUAUUCUGGAUACCUCUUUACCAACACUGGGACUGGUGGCGAAUACUCGAAAAUGAUAUCAAUGGUGUAUAGUCUUGGCUUCGGCGCAAUCAACUUCUUGUUUGCACUGCCGGCUGUGAGAAGUAUCGAUACCAUGGGCAGACGCAGAUGGCUCCUGGUAACGCUUCCUUUCAUGGCGCUGUUCAUGCUCGGCGCCGGCUUAUCUUUCAUGAUUGAAAAUCCGACCAUCAGGAUAGGGGUUGCUGCUUUCUUCUUAUUCACUAAUCCACUCGUACCUCAGGGAACAUCUUGGGCAAUUGCGAUUAACUUGGGCUUCGCUGGUCUCUUGUCAAUUGCCUUCCCAAUUAUUGAUACAGGCGUCAAAGCAGCUGGCGCACUGUGCAUCUUCGCAAUUCUCAACGUCAUUGCCUUUGUUUUGGUCUUUUUGCUGGUCGAAGAGACAAAGCGCCGCACCCUCGAGGAGCUGGAUCACAUCUUUGCUGUUUCCAAGAGAAAGUUCAUGCGGUACCAACUAUUCGACAACCUCCCGUGGCUGAUCCGAUGCCGUCUCUUUGGAAGCAAGCAGCCUAAGCCGGAGCUCUAUGAAGACAUGACAUGGGGCUCAGCCUCAGCAGACUAUGACGACUCGACGCCUUUCCAGAAUGCUGAAUUUAUGGGACGCUAUCAGGUACCAGCAAUCCCAGCGGCGGUGGAAUUGGCCCAGCAUCGCAGUUUUGAGUUUGCCCCAAUUGAGGCAAGGGCGCAAUCCAGUGAAUAUAAUUUGAAGGCAACAAACAACUUUGGUCCCGUGAGCAACCGAUUCUAG